AGGAAUAAUCAAAUGGACGGAGGGCGAUGUGGAGCAAGAAAGAAAGAAAGAAAGAAGAUGAAGAAAAGUCGGAGUUCCUUGCCAUCGACGCAUCUUAAAACCUCUUCUGCUCUGGAAUUUUUGAGCGGAUAAGAACAAGCGCAACCUUCUUUCUCCUUCUUGUCUCCUACUCUCUUCCUCCUCUCUUCUCCCGCUUCCCAUCGACUCGUCAAUCCCGCAGUUGACUCGGUGCGAAGAUGCGAUUUUUAUAGCACCUGGCGAGAGAGAUUUCAGGAUUGGGGCAAUCAUGCAGGACGGCGGCGGCGGCGGCAAAGGCGGAGGACUGGAGGGAAAGGAGGGCCGGUGGCCGGCGUGGCUACGGCCGCUUCUGGCGACGAGCUUCUUCGUUCAAUGCAAGCACCACGCCGACUCCCACAAGAGCGAGUGCAACAUGUACUGCCUCGAUUGCAUGGACGGCGCCUUCUGCUCCGGUUGCCUCGCCCAGCACCGUGAGCAUCGGGCUAUCCAGAUAAGGAGGUCUUCGUACCAUGAUGUGAUUAGGGUUUCCGAGAUCCAAAAGGUGCUGGACAUCGCCGGCGUGCAGACUUACAUCAUCAACAGCGCUCGCGUCGUCUUCCUCAACGAGCGCCCGCAGCCGCGGCCUGGCAAGGGCGUCACCAACACCUGCGAGGUCUGCGACCGGAGCCUUCUCGAUUCCUUCCGCUUCUGCUCCCUCGGCUGCAAGAUCGCCGGCACCGCCUCGGACUACUCCCGAAACAGGAGGAAGACGAAAAAGAAUCAGAAGAAGAAGAUGCUGAAGCUGAAGAAGAAUCCAUCGGCGGACGCCUACUCAGACUCGGAGGAGUCUGACACGAGCAGCAGUCGCGGCAGCGACAAGAGCAAUGUGACGCAGAGCUUCUCGCCGUCGACUCCGCCGCCCACCGCCGCCAGUUUCCGCAGCGCCAAGAGGAGAAAAGGCAUUCCCCACCGAUCUCCACUUGGAAGCUUCAUAGUGGAGUAUUUCUAAGCCGCCAUAUUGUUCCAUACAGUAGCAGUUAAAAUAACACCGUAUUCUCUCAAUAAACGCAGAACACCGGAGAAGGAGAAGAAGCAAUCUGGUGAGUAAAAUUAGCGGAUAAAUGUAGCUGUAAAUGUAAUCUAUCAGUAUCAUAAAGGUUUGAGAUUGAGAUUAUAUGGAACAAAAAGUAGGGAGUUUUGGGAUAGUGGAUAGGUUGUAGAAUGCGAUAACUGCACUGUAAAUAUCCGAGUAAUCUCAAGUUUCAGCCAUGGAAGUUGCAGAGAGAGAGAGAGAAAUAAAGUGCUGCUGUUUUUCAUUUGUC
Messenger RNA from Zingiber officinale, 1319 nucleotides. Its product is annotated as protein RGF1 INDUCIBLE TRANSCRIPTION FACTOR 1-like. The transcript has 4 exons. Bases 287 to 1006 code for a protein of 239 amino acids. The record is from RefSeq and is a predicted model, not a curated record. Lineage: Eukaryota; Viridiplantae; Streptophyta; Magnoliopsida; Zingiberales; Zingiberaceae.